This is a messenger RNA of Alternaria rosae, 1624 nucleotides long. RefSeq names its product S-adenosyl-L-methionine-dependent methyltransferase. Gene Ontology annotation, molecular function: methyltransferase activity. NCBI's taxonomy places the organism in Eukaryota, Fungi, Ascomycota, Dothideomycetes, Pleosporales, Pleosporaceae. Bases 120 to 1271 code for a protein of 383 amino acids. The transcript has 8 exons. The record is from RefSeq and is a predicted model, not a curated record.
CGCGCCCUCCAAGGCCAGGGCCUUGGGAACGACAUUAUCCAUUCCGCUGGGUUUCGCCUCUUCCUCGACACGACUCGGGGCGAGUCCUGUAGCGCAUCGUAGCGCAUCCCCAAGACAUCAUGGCCACCUCUGUGACUGACCGUGUGCGCAAGACCAAGCUGCGGCCGCUGUCCAGUGCCACCAAUCUCACCGACUUCACACACUCGACUGCCGACCCAGCUGAUUCGGAUGCACCGUCAGAUGGAGAACUCAACGACUUCGAGGUGCAAAGCCUCACGCCAAGCAUGUAUGGCGUUGAGAGAAAGUACGGCCGGACCUACCAUGGCUUUCAUGCUGGAGCCUACCCUUUCCCCAACGAUGAGCUUGAGAUAUAUCGCCUGGAAUGGGAACAUCAUAUCAUAACAGGACUUUUACAAGGCAAACACUACUUCGCGCCGCUGAACACGAAAAAAUCAUCAAGGAUGCUGGAUAUUGGCUGUGGAACCGGACAAUGGUGCAUCGCGAUGGCAAAAAAGGCUCCAAAACAUUGGCGGGUUGAAGGCAUCGACUUAUCCGCGAUCCAACCCAAGAAAGACAGACUGCCCAACAACGUCGACUUUUGGCUGGAUAACAUCCUCAAGACAUCUUGGUGGUUCCCCGAAAAGCAACCCUAUACCUACGACUACGUCCACACACGCUUUAUGCACGGCAUCUUCACCGACUUCCGAGAAGUCAUACAAAAGGGCUAUAACAAUCUGAAACCUGGUGGAUGGAUGGAGUCGCAGGAAAUAUUUUCCAAACUCCAGUGCGCCGAGGGUAUGCCGGAUUCGUAUCCACUGCAGGAAUGGUCACAGCUGCAAGACGAGGCCGCGCACAACCUGGGCCGGCCGUUACGCAUCGCGGACAAAUUAAAGAGGUGGUAUCGAGAGGCCGGUUUCGUGGAUGUGCACGAGGAGGUCUUCGCUCUGCCCGUGAAUCCAUGGCCAAAAGAAAACAAGUCGAACAUGUACGGCAAGUUUUGCAUGUGGAAUAUGCUCGUGGGUCUGCACGGAUGGACGAUUGAAUAUUUUGUCAGCGGCCUGGGUUGGACACCAGCCGAGGUUGAAGUCUACCUCGCGCAUGUGAGGAACUCGCUCGCGGACGAGAGUGUGCACGCCUACUACAACUUCUACGUAGUUUGGGGUCGCAAACCUCACGACGACGAAGCCGGCAGCACGAUACCCAAACCCGAUCACUGGCCGCAGCCCCCCUCUGACGACGACGAAUCCAUCUUUUCAUCGGGAGUAUUAUAAUACAUGUUUGGAAGAGCCAGUAUUAGCUGGCACAUAUGCAUAUGAUUUAGCUCUUGGCGUUAUUCAUAUACUGGGUUCUUGGGAACGAGCCUUCUGUCCUUAAUCAUGGAUUGUAAGGAGGUAAUUUGCUGUUGUUGUUCUUUGCAUAUUUUCUUGGCGGCUUAUGUCGAUUGAAAAAGCCUUGAGCGGUGGUUCGAUUCUGUUGCUUAAGUGGCAGACUGCGAUUUACGAUGUAUGAGAUUUGGAAUUUCCAUGGUGUUUGAAUGAUGGGGUUAGUUGUUAAUGUCAUUUGGUCAGUUGCUAUGUCAGGUCUGUGAAUAAAAAGAUGAGUCACUAUGAUGCGCGUGGCAAGA